Messenger RNA from Tuber melanosporum (Perigord truffle), 2313 nucleotides. RefSeq lists its product as uncharacterized. NCBI's taxonomy places the organism in Eukaryota, Fungi, Ascomycota, Pezizomycetes, Pezizales, Tuberaceae. The transcript is spliced from 7 exons. Gene Ontology annotation, biological process: transmembrane transport; intracellular polyamine homeostasis. The record is from RefSeq and is a predicted model, not a curated record. Bases 467 to 2011 code for a protein of 514 amino acids. Gene Ontology annotation, molecular function: polyamine transmembrane transporter activity.
CCCGCUUCUUCGGAAAACACGGCAGCGGCGAUAUGCGCAUAGGGCUGGGAGCUGUUCCAAAAGCUUCUAGUCUGGUGCCGUAGGUAUCGUGCCCUGUGUGGGACUUUUUUUCCCACUAAAUUCCGGCUCUCUAUUUCUUCUUAAAUAUGGGCCAUUGUCCACCGGAUCGGAUUGUGGGCUGCAAAAGGAAGAACUCAGGGCAGUUUUUUCCUUUUUUUCUUUUUUCCCUUGGUCCUUGUAUAUCUUUCUCAUUGUUGGUAAUAACUUCCUUCACACUCGAUCACGCAACAGCGGUGCAUUGUUGAAAUCUAGCGUCAUAUACGGUAGACUAAUGGAGGGGGCACGAACUGCGCGGAGCUCCACUGCGGAGGGAGCCAUAGAGGGCGAUUCUCCGACAAAUCCCUCUAACCCUCCAGCUCCGAUAAACAGCGAUGAUAGCAAUAAACCUUUUCCGCCAGCCACCAGAAUGGCGACAAACAAGUCGUGUAUUGUCCCGUGGAGUAGGAGAAGGGGCAUGUUUGGCCAGCUAGCGCUAGUGCCCGAGAUUGAAGAUGCCAGAGAUUAUGGAAAGCUUAUCAAGUAUCUGAUCACCAUCCUUGUUGCCGCCGCCGGGUCGACAGCUACGAUGGCGAGCACCAUAUUGUUUCCUGCCCUAUCGGAGGUAUCUGAGGAAUUGAACUCGACCCAGGUCAUAGCAAACCUGUCGGUUGCCUUGUACAUGCUAUCGUUGGCGAUAUUCCCUCUCUGGUGGUCCUCCAUAUCCGAACGGAGGGGCAGGCGGACGGUGUACAUAGUAUCGUUUUCCCUCUUCACCAUAUUUUCAGCGUGCUGUGCAGUCUCGACCAGCAUUAGCAUGCUGGUUGUGUUCCGUGUCGCCUCCGGCGGCGCGUCGAGCAGUGUCCAGGCCGUCGGUGCGGGGACUAUUGCGGAUAUUUGGCAGGUCAGUGAAAGGGGGAAAGCUAUGGGUUGGUUUUACUUGGGCCCUCUCUGUGGACCUCUACUGGGACCAAUUCUGGGAGGAAUAUUGACUCAAGAGUUCGGAUGGAAGGGGACACAAUGGUUCUUGGCGAUUUUCGGACUCUCUCUGUUCUUCGGAAUGCUGUUUUGCCUCCCGGAGACCCUACGAAUCCAGGAUAAACCCAAGGAUAUACGUAUGGAGACACCCGAGCUCGGUGAUGGUAAGUUGCCCACAGGAGAAGAAAGGACUACGGAUCCACCAGGUCUACAAAAAACCAUCUCCCAAGUCUCUAGAAGAAGCUUGAGAAAGGGCAAACAAUGGAUCGAAACUGCAAAGAUCAUCCUGGUCGAUCCUCUGAAAAGCCUGCUCUACCUGCGCUUCCCGCCGGUAUUGUUAACUGUGAUAUAUGCCGGUGUAACUUUUGGAGCCAUAUACAUCUUGAACAUCUCAUUGCAAGCUGCCUAUUCUCAAGAGCCAUACAACUUCUCCCCACUCAUUGUGGGACUUUUGUUCAUCCCUGGCCCUCUCGGUUCCGUGAUGGCAUCGUUAGCGGGUGGCCAAUGGUCCGACACCAUAAUGCGACGGGCCGCGAUAAAGCGAAGGGCGGCUGCAGGCGGGGAUGAAAGCGCUCCAUUGGAGUACCGGCCGGAAGACCGCAUGGGAGUCAAUGCGUGGAUAGCAGGAAUUAUGCUCCCAUCUGGGUUGGUCUGUUAUGGAUGGAUUGUGCAGCAGGGGUACCACUGGGCCGCCCCCUUGCCCCUUGUCUUCAUCUUUGGAUUUGGAAGUAUGUUGGUGCUCGGAAUGACCACCACCAUGUUGACUGAGUUUGUCCCCGGACGAGCUAGUUCUACUGUUGCGGUCAAUAAUUUUGUUAGAAGUAUUUUUGCCUGUAUUGGGGGUAUCGUUACCGAGCCCAUUACAAACGCGGUUGGGAAUGGCUGGCUGUUCACAGUACUCGGCACACUUGCUUUAGCAGCUCUCAGUGUGAUAUGGGCUAUGCAUAGAUACGGACCCAAAUGGAGAGCCGAAGCUCACAAGUACAGCUUCAUGUGAUAAACGGACUCACCGAUAUGCCCCUGUUCAUCUGGGAUAGACUCUUCUCACUUCUUCUCCUUCUACCCAUUUCUGAUACUUGUUUUUUUUUUGUGCUCUCACCUCAUCCGUUUUCAUGGCUUUGAGGCCUUUGUUUAUUCAGAGCCUCUUCCCGGGCCAUUAUGUGGCGUUUAGGUUUGUAUAUAAAUUCUCUCGUAUUCUUCUUUCUUUGGUCAUGUUUGGGCGUGAGGGGAAAAUUGCAUAGAAUAUGUGGGGCAAGAAAUGACAAUAUAGUAAUGCUACGAUACAUAUAUUACUUGUAA